Molecule: messenger RNA, 1394 nt
Organism: Sceloporus undulatus (fence lizard)
Lineage: Eukaryota; Metazoa; Chordata; Lepidosauria; Squamata; Phrynosomatidae
Gene: FBL
Product: fibrillarin
Exons: 8
Coding region: 16-990 (324 amino acids)
Biological process (GO): rRNA methylation; box C/D sno(s)RNA 3'-end processing
Cellular component (GO): box C/D methylation guide snoRNP complex; nucleolus; Cajal body
Molecular function (GO): RNA binding; histone H2AQ104 methyltransferase activity; rRNA methyltransferase activity
Source: RefSeq, a predicted model, not a curated record
GCGGGGACCUUUCCCAUGACUCUUGGCUCCCUUUGCCCUCUCUUUGCAGGUUUCAGCCCCCGAGGAGGACGAGGGGACCGCGGAGGAGGAGGAGGGCGCGGAGGCUUCGGGGACCGAGGGCGAGGAGGCUUCCGAGGAGGUCGAGGAGGUGGAUUUAAAUCUCCUGGUGGUGGUGGUGGAGGAGGUGCUUUCAGAGGAGGCAGAGGAGGAAGUAGAGGACGUGGCGGCCCACGAGGUGGUGGCCGAGGAGGACGAGGAGGCUUCAGAGGGGGCAAAAAGGUGACAGUGGAGCCCCACAGGCAUGAAGGUGUCUUUAUUUGCCGGGGAAAGGAGGAUGCACUAGUCACAAGGAACCUGGUACCUGGCGAGGCUGUAUAUGGAGAAAAGAGGAUUUCUGUGGAGGAUGGUGAAGUAAAGGUGGAAUACCGUGCUUGGAACCCUUUCCGUUCAAAACUGGCUGCUGCUAUUCUUGGAGGCAUUGAUCAGAUUCACAUCAAACCAGGUGCUAAAGUGUUAUACUUGGGAGCAGCAUCAGGGACUACGGUGUCUCACGUCUCUGACAUAGUUGGACCGGAAGGCCUUGUGUAUGCUGUGGAGUUUUCCCACCGCUCAGGCCGUGACCUCAUUAAUGUGGCAAAGAAGCGGACCAACAUUAUCCCUGUAAUUGAGGAUGCACGGCACCCACACAAAUACCGCAUGUUGAUUGGCAUGGUGGAUGUGAUCUUUGCAGAUGUGGCUCAGCCUGACCAAUCACGUAUUGUGGCUUUAAAUGCACACAAUUUCUUAAAAAAUGGUGGCCACUUUGUCAUCUCCAUUAAGGCAAACUGCAUUGACUCAACAGCAGCCCCCGAGGCAGUCUUUGCAUCAGAGGUGAAAAAAAUGCAGCAGGAGAACAUGAAACCCCAAGAACAGUUAACUUUGGAGCCCUAUGAGCGAGACCAUGCUGUGGUGGUUGGCAUUUACAGGCCACCACCGAAACAGAAGAAAUAAUGUGUAGAAGCUGUUGGUGUUCUUUGCUACAGUACUUCAACUCCGAAUGUCUUUUCAUAUCACUUUGAGACAGGACUUUUUUCUACAGAAUCGGCCCCAUCUUCCAUGUUUCAUUUUAUCGAUAUUUUUUGACGUUCUCAAAUGUGUAUAUUUUUUAUUAAAAUAAGUAAUAUAGUGAUAAUACUGGUUUGAUUUGCAGACCUGAGGGAUUGGAAGUACUUCGGUACAAUUAACAGGGACCCAGUUUGUCAAGGAUGGUGCACCUUUGUGUUUAUUUAUUUAUGAAUUAGUAUCAGCUAUAAAACAACAAAACGUCAAAUAUAAAGAGAACUUGAAACAUUAAUAGAUCUAUUCGAUCUUGACCUAUAGUCACAAUGGCCCAAAUAAAUGUUCUGGGAAUAGCA